AUGUCAUCUGCUAAUAAAGAAGCUGGAAAUAAAAAUGCUGUAGGAUCAAGUCCAUCAGUAAUUCGAAAAAUAUCAAGUGAAGCAAAUGUCAAACUUCGCCGUGAUGAAGAAUUAGAUAAAAGUCUUCUCCAACUCAAGAUGGAGAAAGCCGAUAAAAUCUUUCCUGGUGAGCAAGUUCCCGGUUAUCUUCAAGAAAUCAGCAUGGAUCCAUUAAGACUCAUUUGUUUCACAACAGGUGGUAUUGCUGCCUAUCAUUGA
Messenger RNA from Rotaria sp. Silwood2, 258 nucleotides. Lineage: Eukaryota; Metazoa; Rotifera; Eurotatoria; Philodinida; Philodinidae. The record is from the annotation of a GenBank genome assembly.